Molecule: messenger RNA, 1926 nt
Organism: Cornus florida
Lineage: Eukaryota; Viridiplantae; Streptophyta; Magnoliopsida; Cornales; Cornaceae
Product: sphingolipid delta(4)-desaturase DES1-like
Exons: 2
Coding region: 720-1703 (327 amino acids)
Biological process (GO): ceramide biosynthetic process
Cellular component (GO): membrane
Molecular function (GO): sphingolipid delta-4 desaturase activity
Source: RefSeq, a predicted model, not a curated record
CCUAUCGUCUCUCGACCUACCCACCACCCAUCAUCUCUGUCAUGCACUCUCCUGUGAACCAGCCGUGGCGGCACCACCACCACCACCAGCACAGAUGCGGUGGCGCCACCCCCACUAUCCCCAUAACCGCCACCACCAUCCCCAUCCAACAUCCAACAACGGCACCACCACCACCUUCUCCAACCCCAUAACCACCGAUCCGUUGAGAGCCAGAACCAAAAUGCGGCGGCAGCACCUCACGGAGGCUAAAAUCGAGUCCCCCACCGCCGUCAUACUCUUUAACUCCUUCGCCUUCCUCCAUAUGCCGACGAACGCCGCCUCGCCAUUUUCCCUCGCGACGUCCAGCGCCGCCUCUCACCGAUUCGUCGCCUUGUCACACAUCUGUACAGAGAUGGGAUGAGGGAGAUAGAGAGUUGUUGAUUGUACAAAAUGUUGGUGGUGGCGGUUGUGGAGGUGGGCAUGGCGGCAUGGUUGGUCUCGUGCGGCGGUGGCGGCGAAGUUGGUUCUCGCAGUGGCAUGAAGGAGAUAAUAAAUUACAUUAAUACCCUCAUUUGGCAGAUUUCAUAGCUGUUAUUUUUGUCCAAUAUGCACACGUGUUGGUUUCUUGAGAGAGAGAGAGAGUAAUAUGCAGGGGUGUUUUUGCAAUUUACCCCAUAUAAUAUUGUAGAGAGAGCAAGAGAGAAAGAGGGACGGGAGGAGAAAGAAGAAGGAGAACAGAGAUGGGAGGGGAAGAGAGAGAAGGAGUAACGGCGACGGACUUCUUCUGGUCAUACACAGAUGAGCCACACGCUUCUCGCAGGCGACAGAUUCUCUCUCAGUACCCUCAAAUCAAAGACCUCUUCGGCCCCGAUCCCUUUGCUUUCCUCAAGAUCAUGGUGGUUGUUUUGCUUCAGCUAUGGACCGCUACUUUCCUCAACAAUGCAGGCUGGCUGAAGAUACUGGCAGUGGCCUACUUCUUUGGCUCUUUUCUCAACCACAACCUCUUCUUAGCCAUCCAUGAGCUCAGUCACAACCUUGCCUUCUCUUCACCUGUGUACAACCGUUGGCUCGGGAUUUUUGCUAAUCUCCCCAUUGGUGUUCCCAUGUCUGUGACCUUCCAAAAGUACCACCUUGAGCAUCAUCGCUACCAAGGAGUGGAUGGCAUAGACAUGGACAUCCCAAGCCUCGCUGAAGCUAAUCUCGUGUCAAAUGCUGUCGUGAAAUCCAUUUGGGUAAUCUUCCAACUAUUCUUCUAUGCUCUCAGACCUCUAUUCCUGAAACCCAAACCCCCUGGCAUAUGGGAGUUGGUCAAUUUGAUUAUUCAGCUGGGCCUUGAUGCUGCCAUGGUUUAUUUUUGGGGCUGGAAAUCAUUUGCCUACCUGAUCCUUUCCACUUUUGUUGGAGGCGGGUUGCACCCAAUGGCUGGUCACUUUAUCUCAGAACAUUAUGUCUUCAAGACAGACCAAGAGACAUACUCUUACUAUGGCCCCCUGAAUCUUAUGACAUGGAGCGUAGGUUACCAUAAUGAGCACCAUGAUUUCCCAAGGAUUCCAGGGAGCAAACUUCACAAGGUGAAGAAGAUUGCGCCAGAAUAUUACGAGACUUUGGAAUCACAUAAUUCUUGGAGCCAAGUAAUUUACAUGUACAUUAUGAACCGGACGGUUGGGCCCUUUAGCCGGAUGAAGAGAAAGUUGUCAACGAAGACCACCAACAAAUCCGAAUAGGUGCCAUUGUAUUUUAAUAUUUUCCCUUUUUCCUUUACCUAUCAGUUUUUUGACUAUCAUUUUUCUGUAACAUAUUGAGAUCAGUAUCAUAUGCUAAGGUUUUAGAUUGAGAUGUGACUAUGUGAGUAAUUUGUUUCAUUGGCAAAUCAUCGGAUUUGUGUUGCUGGAAUAUGUGGAAUGGAAAUGAGUUUUGCAACCCUAUAUUCUAUCUUCUGAUUCUCAA